This is a messenger RNA of Panicum hallii, 1287 nucleotides long. Its product is annotated as 60S acidic ribosomal protein P0. The transcript has 4 exons. The coding region runs from base 141 to 1100 and encodes 319 amino acids. The record is from RefSeq and is a predicted model, not a curated record. Gene Ontology annotation, biological process: ribosome biogenesis; ribosomal large subunit assembly; cytoplasmic translation. Lineage: Eukaryota; Viridiplantae; Streptophyta; Magnoliopsida; Poales; Poaceae. Gene Ontology annotation, molecular function: structural constituent of ribosome; large ribosomal subunit rRNA binding. Gene Ontology annotation, cellular component: cytosolic large ribosomal subunit.
CUCUCAUCCUCUAGGUUAAAGCGACGCCGCCGCCGCCAGCCGUCAGCCUUGCCCUUCCUCUUCCCCGAAGGCCUGGUCCUCCCCGCUCCCACCUCCACUAACCUUCCGCUAGCUAGGGUUAGGCACCCCCCGCAGCAGCGAUGGCGAUCAAGCGGACCAAGGCCGAGAAGAAGCAGGCGUACGACCGCAAGCUGUGCAGCCUGCUGGACGAGUACACCAAGGUGCUCAUCGCCCUCGCCGACAACGUCGGCUCCAAGCAGCUCCAGGACAUCCGCCGCGGCCUGAGGGGCGACUCGGUGGUGCUCAUGGGGAAGAACACGCUCAUCAGGCGCUGCAUCAAGGCCUACGCCGACAAGACCGGGAACCACACCUUCGACCCGCUCAUGGACCUCCUCGUCGGCAACGUCGGGCUCAUCUUCACCAAGGGCGACCUCAAGGAGGUGCGCGAGGAGGUGGCCAAGUACAAGGUUGGCGCUCCAGCUCGUGUUGGGCUGGUUGCUCCUGUUGAUGUCGUUGUCCCCCCUGGCAACACUGGCCUGGAUCCCUCCCAGACAUCUUUCUUCCAGGUGCUCAACAUCCCCACCAAGAUUAACAAGGGUACUGUUGAAAUCAUCACACCAGUGGAGCUCAUCAAGAAGGGUGACAAGGUGGGCUCAUCCGAGUCUGCCCUGCUCGCCAAGCUUGGUAUCCGCCCCUUCUCGUACGGUCUUCAGGUCAUCAAUGUCUAUGAGGAUGGGUCGGUCUUCAGCCCUGAGGUGCUCGACCUGACCGAGGACGACCUGGUUGAGAAGUUCGCCACUGGUGUCUCCAUGGUUGCCUCUCUGUCCCUGGCGCUCUCAUACCCAACCCUUGCCGCUGCGCCCCACAUGUUCAUCAAUGGGUACAAGAACGUGCUUGCUGUUGCUGUGGAGACGGACUACUCGUACCCGCAUGCUGAUGAGAUCAAGGAGUACCUCAAGGACCCGAGCAAGUUCGCCGUUGCUGCCCCUGUUGCCGCUGCGGACUCUGGUGUGGCGGCUGCUCCCAAGGAAGAAGAGAAGGCGCCCGAGCCCGCUGAGGAGUCAGACGAGGAGAUGGGCUUCAGCCUGUUCGACGACUAAGCUGCUCGCAACGCCUGUGCUGCUGCAAGUUUUUGGCUUUUGCUUAUGAGACACCAAAGUACUGUCACCUUAUUAUUUAGCGUACCAUGCUUUUAGUAGACAAAGAACUCAGUUGUGUCCCUACCUAGUGUGUAAUCGACGAUGGUAAUGGUAAUCUGGUUAUGUUAAGCACGUGCCUUGUGUUCUA